CGCCAGCCUUAGCGUGGAGCCAACGCCUUUAGCCAUGAUUGCAAGUGGCAUGCGAGGUCGGGGUUUAAGUAUUUUGUCAGCCAAUUCGGCGGAUCCUUCUUAGAUUAAGGGCGACUUUAUCUUAACAUAUGACCUCCGACUUAAUCUAUUGUAGAAAUUUAAUUUCCCUCACUCAUUCUUUGAGCAAACCCAAUAUUCUUGUUUCUUGGUGUUGGAUUUAUCGUAUUUGCAGUUUCACUGUUACUUUAUCCCAUGCAAAUUAUGAACUUGCAACGCCCAUUUGUCGGUCACAUUUAUAGAAUUCUCUCUCUUUCUGGCGUAGCAUGAUUGCAAUACACAACAUUUUAAACGCAAACAGCGCACACAAUUCUCGCUUUUCAGAAAUGUUCACGCGUGCAAAAAGCUUACGUUUCUACCAGGAAGCGCCAUGAGCGUCUUCAAAUUGACCUUUCUGGAAGGAGCCGCCCGUUCCCUUUGGGUUGCCGAAGCUAACAUGGAGGAUAAGCAUGAUUGAGUAGGACCGCAAUAAUUGCCUGGCCGACCGCAGCCAUUGGGAUUUGCAGUCCGUGGUGGGCAUGAGCGGCCCAGGCUAUUCCCAUUCUUUUAAGGCAUCAACGUUACAACUAAUAAACCCUGUGCUUUUGUUUAAUAAUCAAAUAAAAAAAAUAUUAAUUCAUUUUUAGAAUACCUUAAUAAAUUACUUAUUCUUAGCGCGUGUAUAAUGCAAUUUUAAAUUAUUUAGUUUAUAUAUUUUACCAUUUAAUAGUAAUAAUUGCUGAAAUUACUUUAUAACAAAUAAUAUAAAUACUUUUCUUAUGGCGUUUUUUGUUUUCCGAAUUUCUUAUGGUGUUAAAUUGAUGAUAAAACUGUCUACGCGUUUAGUUCUGUGAAUGGCAUUGCUUGCGCCUCAAGCUUUUAUGCUCUCUUCUAUAAAUAUCCUCUUGCACCAGAACACCUAACUCAAUCAUUUAUCUCUCGCUGGUGCAUCGGAAAAAUCAUUGCUUCGACGUCUGAUAGGAAAUUGUUUUGGCGGUCUUCAUCGAGGAUACGGGAAACUUUGGCUACGAAGUUGACGGAUUGAAGAAUUAGCAUCCUCCUGCUCGCAAAUUCAAGAUUAGCAACGCCAGGAAGUGAAGGUUAGCGCUGUACGCAUCAAAAUAUCGACGAUCCUGCAGAUUCGCGUACAGCAUUUUGGGAUUGAGUGAUCAAUUUCACAGACCCUCUGUAUGCAAUUUGCAAUUCUCAAUUCGAUCCUGUUUUGAUUAUAAGUAUUGAUCCUUUUGUAUACUAUUGUAUAGGACUGAAAUUGCAAUUCCUCUCAAUUAAAUUAAAGUUGUACAUCUUUGAUUGCUAUUCAUUUCAAUGCCGAUCUAUUUUAAAUUUCUCAGUGCCAAAGAGUAUGAUUCCAUCUCUGUGGAUGCCUCUGUUAUUUCCGUCGAUGAUUUAAAACGGAAAAUUUUUGAAUAUAAGUAUAAAUCUAAAAAGAAGACUGAUUCUAAUGGGCUGUGUUUGGGUACUGAUUUGAAUCUCGUGGUCAUUAAUGCCCAGACGAAUGAUUGUUAUGUUGAUGAUAUGAUGAUUCCUAACAACACUAGUGUCUUGAUUCGCCGUGUUCCUGGAACGCGUCGUCGCAAGCCCUAUGACACUGCAACUGUUGUAGUUAUUGAAAAGCAACAGCCACUUAGUGUCUCUUGUCGUACUGGUUCUAGUUCGUCCAAUACAAGCUCCAAAACGGUUGUUACUGCUUCAUCCAGAAGCAACCCUGAAAAUCCUUGUGUUAGUUCUGUGUCCGCAAGUACUCUUACUAGUUUGUCCUCAAAAAGAUGUAGUGAAGAAUCUAGUUUUGCAUAUGAUGAUGGGUUUGGGGAUGAUGUUUAUGUGAUUCCUAGAACGAAGCCAGUUCAGUCUAGCAUGUCAAGUGUAGAUGCAGAAUCUGAUGAGGACAGCAAGAUUAAGGCUUUAGUCAAUACUCCAGCCUUGGAUUGGCAGCUUGAAGGUUGUAAUGCUGCGGGUUCUGGGACUCGAGGUGUGAAUGGUGGGGGUUUUGGAAGAAUGUAUGGUCAUGGUUUUGGUGGAUUGGGGAAGAAAACACCUCCAGAGGGGUAUAUAUGUCACAGGUGUAAUGUUCCUGGACAUUUCAUUCAGCAUUGCCCAACAAAUGGAGAUCCAAAUUAUGAUAUGAAGAGAGUGAGGCUUCCUACUGGAAUUCCCAAGUCGAUGCUGAUGCCAAACCCAGAUGGCUCUUAUGCGUUGCCAAGUGGUGCAACAGCUGUUUUGCGGCCAAACGAUGGUUCUUUUGAGAAGGAAAUUGUUGGCUGCGUCCCUCUAAAGAGAUCCUGGUCUGUUAGUGAUCUUCCACCAGAACUUCUCUGCUCCUUGUGCAAACAAGUAAUGAAAGAUGCUGUAUUGACAAGCAAAUGUUGUUUCAAGAGCUUUUGCGAUAAAUGUAUUAGAGACCAUCUUAUCAUCUCUAAAUUGAAGUGUGUAUGUGGAACCACAAAUGUCCUUGCUGAUUAUCUGAUCCCAAACAUGACACUCAGGGAUACAAUUAAUCGCUUUUCGGAGUCUUGUUCUGGUAAUAGCAGUAUUGGAGAAAACGCCAAAAGCAACUCUUCACAAGUUAGCAAUAGGGAAUCAGCUAAUUGGUCACAAGAUCAGAUGUCUAAGACAAAACUACCUGCAGAAUCAUUUCAUGAUGAGCAGAAGACAACACUUGAUAAUUUAGAAGAUGGGGCAAAUAAAAGGAAGCUUCUUGAUGCUCCAUCCCAGAUGACUAAAAAAGCUAGAACUACAGGAGUAUCUGAAGGCGCGAUUGGAUCAACGAGAAUGAACGAUACGGCAUCACAAUCACAAGGAAGUGUUUUGGUGUUCUCUAGUGAGGGAGGAAAAGGAAAUAAAGAGAAGGAAGUGGUUGAGGAUAAAGUUCAGCAGAAGUUGGUUUCUGUUAAGGGAGGAAAGAAAAGGAGAGGCAAGAAAAAUUAUGAUGAGGAGUGUGAAGGGUACUUGAUGCCUGUUGGAUCUUAUGCAUAUAAUCCAUACUGGGCUGGCGUGCAGGUGGGGAUGGAAGGAUAUGUGGCACCUUGUUAUGCUGGUGGUGCAAUGAAUUACGGGCUGAGCCCCUUCGGCACAGCAUUCAAUGGUGUGAUGAAUGGAGCCUGUUUCAGUAUGCAGCAAAUGGGUCGCAGGCAAUGAAGCUGUUGAUGCAAAGCUCGGACAAUGAGUAACCGCAAUCAUUCUUCUUCUCUAGUUUCUUUCAGGGCUAAUACGUAUAAUUGGGUAGUAACCUAAGGUCGAGUAGGUGAAGAUGGUUGUAGUUUUAGACCUGUAAAUUUUAAUUGCUGGGUUGAUACUUUAAUAAAAUUCCCAUUAUUGCCCAA
Molecule: messenger RNA, 3377 nt
Organism: Manihot esculenta (cassava)
Lineage: Eukaryota; Viridiplantae; Streptophyta; Magnoliopsida; Malpighiales; Euphorbiaceae
Product: E3 ubiquitin ligase PQT3-like
Exons: 1
Coding region: 1363-3192 (609 amino acids)
Biological process (GO): protein ubiquitination; mRNA processing; ubiquitin-dependent protein catabolic process
Cellular component (GO): nucleus
Molecular function (GO): zinc ion binding; ubiquitin protein ligase activity; nucleic acid binding
Source: RefSeq, a predicted model, not a curated record